Messenger RNA from Otolemur garnettii (small-eared galago), 842 nucleotides. RefSeq names its product ARP2 actin related protein 2 homolog (gene ACTR2). Gene Ontology annotation, cellular component: actin cortical patch; Arp2/3 protein complex. The transcript has 5 exons. Bases 219 to 827 code for a protein of 202 amino acids. Gene Ontology annotation, molecular function: actin filament binding. The record is from RefSeq and is a predicted model, not a curated record. NCBI's taxonomy places the organism in Eukaryota, Metazoa, Chordata, Mammalia, Primates, Galagidae. Gene Ontology annotation, biological process: Arp2/3 complex-mediated actin nucleation.
GCUAACUGCUGCCAGUAGCGGCCUCUUACCUCUUGCCCCACCCCUUCCGCGAAGCCUUUAUUAAGUGACUGGCGGAGUGAGCCGGAAACUUCCGGUUAGGGGAAGAAAUUUGGGCGGUAGGAGGGUCCGCGGAGAGGGAGGAGGAGGAAGAGACCUGGGCCGGGCGGUGGCGGACCGUGUGGGUUGUACGGUGGUAGUGGCUUUCCCCCGUGCGGACGAUGGACAGCCAGGGCAGGAAGGUGGUGGUGUGCGACAACGGCACCGGGUUUGUAAAGUGUGGAUAUGCAGGCUCUAACUUUCCAGAACACAUCUUCCCAGCUUUGGUUGGAAGACCUAUUAUCAGAUCAACCACCAAAGUGGGAAACAUUGAAAUCAAGGACCUUAUGGUUGGUGAUGAGGCAAGUGAAUUACGCUCAAUGUUAGAAGUUAACUACCCUAUGGAAAAUGGCAUAGUACGAAAUUGGGAUGACAUGAAACACCUGUGGGACUAUACUUUUGGACCAGAGAAACUUAACAUAGAUACCAGAAAUUGUAAAAUCUUACUCACAGAACCCCCUAUGAACCCAACCAAAAACAGAGAGAAGAUUGUAGAGGUCAUGUUUGAAACUUACCAGUUUUCGGGUGUGUAUGUAGCCAUCCAGGCAGUUCUGACUUUGUAUGCUCAAGGUUUAUUGACUGGUGUAGUGGUAGACUCUGGGGACGGUGUAACUCACAUCUGCCCAGUUUAUGAAGGCUUUUCUCUCCCUCACCUUACCAGGAGACUGGAUAUUGCUGGGAGGGAUAUUACCAGAUACCUUAUCAAGGUAAGCAAAAGGAAAAUAUCAUAGAAGUUGUUAUAGAUU